Molecule: messenger RNA, 1671 nt
Organism: Haliotis rufescens (red abalone)
Lineage: Eukaryota; Metazoa; Mollusca; Gastropoda; Lepetellida; Haliotidae
Product: arylsulfatase B-like
Exons: 14
Coding region: 65-1534 (489 amino acids)
Source: RefSeq, a predicted model, not a curated record
UGAUAAGCGUGUGAAGGCCACCUCAUAAAUAUGACAAGGGCCUCUGUAGUGUAGUCACGUGUAUAUGACCAUUGUAAUGGAGGAGAAGUACAUCCUUGUGUUCCUCUCGGUUCUUAUGUCCUGUGGGGCAACGGAUCGCCCCAAUAUUGUCUUCAUAGUUGCAGAUGAUUUGGGAUGGAACGAUGUUGGUUUCCGAAACCCAAACAUGAAGACUCCGAACAUUGACAAACUGGCUACAGAGGGGAUCAUCUUUGAGAACGCCUAUGUCCAGCCUUAUUGCAGCCCGUCUCGCACAGCCUUCAUGAGUGGAAUGUUUCCAUUCAAGGUGGGCAUGCAGCACAAAGUUCUGAGCAAUGUUCAGCCCGCAUGUGUGCCCCUCAACUACACCUUCCUGCCACAAGAGUUGAAGAAACUCGGAUACGCCACCCAUAUGGUCGGCAAAUGGCACCUGGGUUUCUGCAAAUGGGAGUGCACACCUACGUACAGAGGGUUUGAUACGUUCUUCGGCUACUACGCUGCUGAGGAGGACUACUUCAAUCAUAGCAAGGGUGCCUAUUUAGACUACCGCGAUAACGAACUUCCCGCUUGGAAUUACAAGGGAGAGUAUUCAGCUUAUACAUUCGCCCAGAAAGCUGUUGACAUCAUCCACCAACACGACGUCUCUCAGCCUCUGUUUAUGUACCUGCCCUAUCAGAAUGUACAUGCUCCUAUUGAGGUUCCCGAAAAGUACUACAACAUGUACCCUCAUGUGAUAAACCGUGGCCGCAGGACAUUUUCAGGAAUGGUGUCUGCCCUCGAUGAAGCAGUUGGGAACGUCACGAAGGCACUUAAGGAGAAGGGGUUGUUUGAAAACACACUCAUUCUGUUUACAACUGAUAAUGGCGGUCCUCUGGAAAAUGAUGCCAACAACUGGCCCCUGAGAGGGGGGAAGCACACAAUCUGGGAGGGAGGCACCAGGGGGACUUCCUUCAUGUAUGGCACCGGACUGAAGAAAACCAAGACAACGUAUAAUGGAAUGAUGCAUGCUGUAGACUGGAAUCCCACCUUGGUGUCCGCAGCUGGUGGCACUCCUGCAAAAUCCAACCCUGUUGUAGAGACGACAAUCGAUGGGAUAACCCACUGGGAAUCUAUCAGGAAUGGCCUUCCGUCAUCAAGGACCGAGUUUAUAUACAAUCUUGACGACUUUGAACCUGCAACGGAAGGACAUGCUGGGAUAAGGGUUGGUGACUACAAGCUGAUACUGGGCUACCCAGGGGGACCUGAUGGCUGGUACAAGCCUAAGAACAGCACACCGGGGGACAUUUAUGACAACAUCAUAUAUUAUAAGGGCGAUAGCCCAGUGCGUCUCUACAACAUACGUGAGGAUCCCACUGAGCAUAACGACCUGGCAGCACAGAUGCCGGACAUUGUUGACAAACUGAGAGCCCGGAUUGAUGACUACCGGAAGCAGAUGGUCCCCGCCCUUUUCCCUCCUCCUGAUCCUGCAUCGUUCCCCAAAAACUUUGGCAACGUCUGGAGCCCGGGAUGGUGUUGAUCUUCGAUUCAGUUAUAUCAAUUAAAUUUUAACAAUUUUGUUUGAACUUCAUUUGAAAACAUAGACUGUAACAAUGUGUUGGUUGAAAUUCAUUUUGUGUUUGUAUCACAUGAAAAAUAAACGAGUGUCAGUUUCCA